Messenger RNA from Drosophila ficusphila, 7354 nucleotides. RefSeq names its product low-density lipoprotein receptor-related protein 4 (gene Lrp4). Gene Ontology annotation, molecular function: protein binding; calcium ion binding. The coding region runs from base 266 to 6280 and encodes 2004 amino acids. The transcript is spliced from 14 exons. Lineage: Eukaryota; Metazoa; Arthropoda; Insecta; Diptera; Drosophilidae. The record is from RefSeq and is a predicted model, not a curated record.
UUGAGUUUUACAUUCGCGUUUGCCGAUUUCGUUUUCCAUCUGAGGGAUGCUGUAAUCUAAGGAAACUUUAUAUUCGUCAAACUCCCGAGGACGACAAAAGACGUGCGAAUCGGAACGAAAAACCAGCAAGAGGAAGAGCAACAGCAAAAGCGAAAGCACAGCAGCAUCUGCUUUGCCAGCAAAAGCAGGAAAGCAGGAAAGCUCGCUACAUAUUGCUACAAAGUUACGUGCCUAUGAGUGGGCGAGUUCGCGUACAUGUCUGGCAAUGUAUUUGACAGCCUUUCCCUUUUGGCCAUUGGUAUGCUUCGUGUGGCUCUGUUUCGGUCUCGGCGACCUAACGAAAUUUGCAGUGAAACGCAACGCACCGCACUAUGGAAUCCAGCCGACAAACGCACUGGGGCGUUGGGAUUGGAAUAAGCACGGGGAGCAGCACUCGGAUGCCAGGAUGCCGGGCCAUUUAGAGACAGGGAACGAGUCCCGGGAGGAGCAGCUGUCGGAGGAGCUGAAGCAGUUCGGCGAGAAGCUGCUGCCCGUCUCCAAUUAUCCGCCUUAUCAGAAUCACAACGAUGAUAGCCAGGAGGUCCAUCACAGUGGCGAGGGUCGAGUUCACACCAUGGAGCCAUCGGUGCCGGCGAGGCCAAAAACCUCCGGAGGUUCGAGUGAUGCGCCGAAAUUCCGAAACAUCGGUGGUGCCCAGAAGAGUCGAACGGAGAUGUCGGGGAUGCGGGAAAUCGAUCGGAUCAGCUCGCGGGGUCGAGACGGCUUCAUCGGUGGACCGAGCCACAAACAGAAACCCUUUCGCGUCAAUCUGGCUGUCCUAGUGCAAGACGAUCCCAGUCAACCGGGCGAGACGUAUGCCAACUGCCAGAACUCGAAUGAAUCCGGCGAGGACUGCCACACCGACGAGGAUGCGAUGCCGAACUUGCAGCGGGACUGCGAGAAGACCGGGAUACACGUGAUGUGCCCGCGAACCUUUCGCUGCAUCAGCAAAUACUGGCUGUGCGACGGCGACGACGACUGCGGCGAUUACUCGGACGAAACGCACUGCGGCGCCAGAACGAACUGCACGGACGAUCAGUUCGAGUGCCUCAACGGGUUCUGCAUUCCGAGGACCUGGCUGUGCGACGGCGAGAACGACUGCAAGGACUUCUCCGACGAGUCGCACUGCAAUCGCACCAGCUGCACGGACGAGCACUUCACCUGCAACGACGGCUACUGCAUUUCGCUGGCUUUCCGCUGCGACGGGGAGCAGGAUUGCAACGACAACUCGGACGAGCUGAAGUGCGCCGCGGUGAUCAACAGCUGUCCCGAGGGCGAGUUCAAGUGCAGGGGUGGCCUGGGUGGUGCCGGUGGCCCCAGUGGCCAGUGCAUCCUGAAUCGGUUCCGUUGCGACGGCGACAACGAUUGCGGCGACUGGAGCGACGAGGAGAACUGCCCUCAGAAGCCGUCGCUCUGCACCUCCAACGAGUACAAGUGCGCCGACGGCACCUGCAUCCCGAAGCGCUGGAAGUGCGACAAGGAGCAGGACUGCGACGGCGGCGAGGACGAGAACGACUGCGGCAGCUUGGGAUCCGAGCACCCGAUGACCUGCGGAUCCGACGAGUUCACCUGCAACAACGGGCGAUGCAUUCUGAAAACCUGGCUUUGCGAUGGCUAUCCAGACUGCGCAACUGGAGAGGAUGAGGUUGAGUGCCACCUACAGUGUGACCUGGGACAGUUUUUGUGCCCCACAAAACAAAACAUAACGAAUCUUAAAAUAUGUGUUCACCAGAAGCACAUUUGCGACGGCCAUAACGAGUGCCCUGCUGGCGAGGACGAGGCGGACUGUCCCAAGGAGCGAAAGUGCCCGGAGCCGAGUCCCUGCGAGCAGCUCUGCAUCGAAACGAAGGCGGGCCGGAACGAGUGUGCCUGUCGACUGGGUUAUGUCAUGGACAAGAACAAAGUCAACUGCACGGACAUCGACGAGUGCCAGUACCUGACCAGUCCGGUGUGUUCGCAGAAGUGCCACAACACCUUGGGUUCCUUCAAGUGCUCCUGCGAAACGGGCUACAUCCUGCGGCCGGAUCUGAGAUCCUGCAAGGCGCUCGGCGGCGCCAUGACCCUCCUGGUGGCCAAUCGCUGGGACAUCCGGCGCGUGACCCUCAGCAACAAUCGCUACACGGCGAUCGUGAAGGGAUUGCACAAUGCGAUCGCUUUGGACUUCCACCAUCGCAAGGGACUGAUGUUCUGGUCCGACGUCUCCACCGAUGUGAUCAAGAUGGUCUACAUGAACGGCACUCGGGUGCGCGACGUCAUCAAGUGGGGCUUGGAGUCGCCGGGUGGCAUUGCAGUCGACUGGAUACACGAUCUGCUGUUUUGGACCGAUUCGGGAACGCGACGCGUGGAGGUGUCCAAUUUCCAGGGUAAUCUGCGCACGGUGAUUGCCUCGUACGAUCUGGACAAGCCGCGAGCGAUAGUCGUCCAUCCGGGCGAGGCUCUGGCCUUCUGGAGCGACUGGGGUCCCAAUCCGAAGAUCGAACGCGCCUACAUGGACGGCAGCCAGCGGAAAGUAAUCAUAUCAAAGGGGGUCACCUGGCCGAAUGGCCUGGCCAUCGACUUUCCCAACAGCAAGAUCUACUGGGCGGAUGCCAAGCAGCAUGCCAUCGAGUGCUCCAACCUGGAUGGCAGCGAUCGCACCAAGGUGCUCAGCGACCAUCUGCCGCACCCCUUUGCGCUCACCCUCUUCGAGGACACGAUGUACUGGACGGACUGGAACACGAAGACAGUUUCCGCAGCGGACAAGAUCACGGGCAAGUCCUUUAGGCCCGUCCACGAGAACUUCCACUUUCCCAUGGACAUACACGCCUAUCAUCCUGCCCGACAGCCGGAGUACUCGGAUCGCUGUCAGAAGGAUCGUCGGGGACUUCGUGGAGGUUGCUCGCACCUCUGUUUGCCGAACAAGAAUUCCAGGAGAUGCGGCUGUCCCAUUGGACUUUCGCUGAAGGAGGAUGGCAAGACGUGCAAGAGCACCGCGGACAAACUGGUGCUGGUCGCCCGCAGAAAGGACAUUCGGCUGAGGCACCUGAAGAACAACCAAGCCGAUCCCAACGAGGUGGACAUGAUAGUGCCCCUGGACAAUCUGAAGCACGCCGUGGCGCUGGACUGGUGCAGCGACUCGGACUUCAUCUACUGGACGGAUGUGGAGCGGAGCACCAUCAACAAGGCCCACCUCAAUGGCAGCUACCAACAGCGAGUGGUCCACUCCAAUCUGGUUUCUCCGGUGGGCUUGGCUCUCGACUGGAUAACCGAUAAACUGUAUUGGACCGAUCCCACAACGAAUCGCAUCGAAGUGGCGACCACCAAUGGCAAGAUGAGGACGCUGCUCAUCUGGGAGAAGCUUUACAAGCCACGGGAUAUCGUUGUCAACCCGAUUGAUGGCUUUAUGUUUUGGUCGGAUUGGGGCGACGAUCCCAUGAUUGAACGCGCCAAUAUGGAUGGACGUGAUCGCAUCACUAUAUCAUCGAAAAAACUGAUUUUUCCCAAUGGCCUGGCAAUUGAUUAUGAGAAAAGCAAACUCUACUUUGUGGAUGGUGGCACAAAGACACUGGAGUACAUGAACUUCGAUGGCAGCAAUCGCCAAGUAAUCAUAAAUGGUCUUGGUCAUCCUUUUGGCCUGGAUGUGAACGAGGGCCGUGUCUUCUGGACGGACUGGGACACCCGGUCCGUGAUGAGUGCCAACAAGCUGACGGGCAAGGAGACGAACGUGAUAAUUGCGAACAGCAGCGAUCUGAUGGACAUCCGGGUGUUCCAUCGCACCCGCAGGCGCAUCUUCAAUGCGUGCGAGCGGCUCAACGGCGGCUGCUCCCAUCUGUGCCUCCUGAAUCCCACCAGCUACACCUGCGCCUGCACCGUGGGCGUCCAGCUGAAGGAGGACAAGCACACCUGCUCCGAGGGACCCACUCAGUACAUCCUCUUCGCGCACCGCAUCGACAUUCGUCAGAUAUCGCUGGACUUCGAUCACCUCAUCGAUGUGGUGUUGCCCCUUCCGCCGAUCUCGAAUGCCGUGGCCCUCGAUGUGGAUAGGAAUACGGGCUACAUCUACUGGUCGGACACCAUUGAGAACGUGAUCAUGAGCUCCAGUCCGGAUGGCCUGCAUGUCCACAAGGUCGUUGGCGAUAGCUUGGAGAAUCCCGAUGGCUUGAUUGUCGAUUCGGUGGGUCGAACUAUCUAUUGGGCCGAUGCGGGUCGUCAUACGAUUGAAGUGGCGCGACUCGAUGGCAGCUACCGCCAUGUGAUCGCCUACAAGGAUCUGGAGUCGCCGCGGGGCUUGGCCCUGGACUACGAGGCGGGUCUGCUGUUUUGGACCGACUGGGGUCACUAUCGCAAGAUCGAGCGAUCCCACUUGGAUGGCAACGAGCGGUCGCGCAUCGUGACCGCCAAUCUUGGCUGGCCAAAUGGUCUGUCGCUGGAUUUGAAGAGCAAGCGAAUCUACUGGGUGGACGCCAUGCUCAAGACGAUUGACUCGUGCGACUACACGGGUAAUCAGCGCAAGUUGAUCAUGUCCUCCCUGCACCAUCCCUAUGCACUGGCCCUCUCGGAGGACAGCAUCUACUGGACCGACUGGAAGUCGAAGGCCUUGCACAUGACUGAACGGCGGAAUAUCAGCGCCAAGCGGGACAUCAUCACAAACAUCGAUGGCCUGAUGGACAUCAAGGUGAUCGAUCAGGAUCAGCCGAUGACCGAGAAUGUCUGUGGACGGAAUAAUGGUGGGUGUUCCCACCUCUGCCUGCGUAAUCCAUCUGGAUUUUCCUGCCAAUGUCCGAUUGGCCUGAGAUUACGUGUGAAUAGUACAAAGGAGUGCCAGAAUUUGCCAGAGGAUUAUCUUCUCAUCGCCUUGCGUUCUGGAAUUGGAAUGAUUUCCCUGAAUUCGGGAGAUUUCAUGGACGUCGUUCUGGCCAUAAAUGGCGUUCAUGGAGCAGUUGUCCUCGAUUAUCACUACCGCAAAAACCUACUCUUCUUUGCCGAUGUUAAUCUGGACGUAAUUCGACGGGUUAAUCUGCUGAAUCUCACUGAAAGCAAGGUGAUAGUGGGCACCGAUGUCCUGACUCCCAACGGAAUCGCCGUCGACUGGAUCGCAGAUAACCUUUAUUGGUCCGAUACUGAUCGCAAGCUAAUCGAGGUGUCUCGCCUGGACGGAAGCUCGCGGAAGAGGAUCAUCGAGGAUAAUCUGGGUGACGUGAGGUCACUGAUUGUGCAUCCAAAGAAAGCUUACUUGUUUUGGUCUGAUUGGAGUUCGCCGGCAAAGAUCGAACGCAGCUACUUGGAUGGCUCGAACCGCACUGUUCUUAUAACAUCUGGAAUUGGAUUCCCCACAGGCCUUACCAUCGAUUUUAGCAAUCGGCGAUUACUUUGGGCCGACGCCUUGGAGGACAACAUUGGUCAAGUAGAUUUUAAUGGAAAACGCCGUCAGACGAUUGUGCCCUAUGCUCCUCAUCCAUUUGGCUUGACAAUGUUUGAGAGUAGCAUAUUCUGGACGGAUUGGCACAACAAAUCGGUGUACCGAUCGCAGCGAUUGCCACGCACUGGAUAUGGCAAUCCCUUCGAGGUUCGGGACGCACUCAGUGGAGCCCUGGACAUCCGAGCUGUUUCGCUGCAACGCCAACCGAAGAGCUGGAACCACUGUGCCCAGGACAAUGGCGGGUGCUCGCAUCUCUGUCUCUAUCGCUCGGCGGACUACGUGUGCGCCUGUCCCGACAUCCACGAUCCCAAGUGCUCCACGAAGCCCAAGGUGCUGGUGCACUCGAGCCUGGAGACUGAUCAAAUGCUCGAGUACUCCGACGAGUCCACCGACGAUUCCACGCCCACGGAUUUGCUGGGCGAAUCCAACAACCUGGACGACGACGGCCACACGAAAAAGAGCGACCAAGAAAGAGAGUUCUUCGUCCUCGUGGCUUUGGGCGUGGUCAUUGUUAUGGUGGUCAUCAUAAUACUUGUUAUUUUCAUGCUUGCUUUCAAUACAAGCAAGAAGAAAAACAAACGAAACUCCCGCGGUUCCAGUAGAUCUGUCCUAACUUUUUCAAAUCCAAAUUACAAUGUUGAUGGCACGCCCAUGGAGCCAAAAACAAAUAUUUGGAGGCGAUUUAAGUACGAAAAAUCGCAUCAGGAUCGUUCGGCGGUUUAUGAAGAGCGCAGUUUGACAACGGAGACGGCUUCCUCGAGCCUUUUUGUCCCGACUCCAUCGCCGAUGGCGUCGCCCUCAUCGAAAACAAUCCAACUGACAACGCUCUCUACUAUCACAUAGCUGGCAUAAUUAGCUGAUGGUCAACCUAUAGAAGGAAGUCCUUGAAUACCAUUUGCCGAUUAAUGCCAAAUGUGUGAUUCAUUUGAUUGUAAAUGUGGUAGCGAACUGUUUUUAAUUUGCUCUUCAAGCCCCGGUAGACAAUUCGGUUAAUCAUUGUUUUGUAAGUGCAACCAUGUCCUGUUAAAGCUAAAAACAAAGGGGGGUUUUAAGAUGAUACAAAAUAUAUUAUAUAAUGUGAGAUAUUAUUCAAUUAUGUACGUAUUCACUAAAUUAUUUUCCUAUUUAUUUUUUCCUUUAACAUAAGUAAUAACUAUUAAGUAAUUCGGGUGCUUCGACUUUGAAACAAAAAAAAAUAUCCUACUAUUGGGCGUUGUUUUUUGUUUCGUGCUGAUCAAAAAUUAAAAUUACUAUAGCAUGGUUUACGUUUAUCUGAUUGCCAAUGAUAAAAUCAUUGUUAAGUCCAAUCGAAAAACACAGUUGGUGUGGAAGUUUUUGAGAGAUUCCCCUUUAAACAAAAAAAAAAAAAAAAAAAAAAACAAAAUAUAAAUGUCGAAAAACUUCCAUUUCUGUGCGUCUGUAAGAUAAAAUUAAAAAAAGCUCUGGCUCUUAUUUUAUAAGUGCUAGACAGUUGAUCUAAGUCUGUAUGCCAAAAUUGUACAACAUAAUUAAACGAAGAGAUGUCAACAUUUUUUUGGGGCCCACGAAAGCAAACAUCGUUUGGUUCAGCGGCUCACAUGAAAUGUUAUUAAAAUGGUUUAGUUAAAAAAUGUUUUUCAAAAUAUAAAAACCACGGGCUUGGUUCCAUUAAGGGCUUCAGCAAAAUAUCUGGUAACUUAAGUUUUCUAUCCGUGUUUGUAUAUAUAUUUUUGCUUGCAGAUGUAUGAACUAUUAAAUACACAAAAAAGCAUUCAUAUAUUUGCUCAACAAAACAAUUGGGGCAAAUUGAUUUUUUGUGUUUUUACUAAAAACUUUAUGACUUUGUUUAGUUCGGAAUUCCAUUGCCAAAUUUGUAUACAGGAUGAAAUUAUGAAAUUAUAUGCUGACCAUCGCAUAUGAAUGGAAAUAAUUGAUAAU